Molecule: messenger RNA, 528 nt
Organism: Dermacentor silvarum
Lineage: Eukaryota; Metazoa; Arthropoda; Arachnida; Ixodida; Ixodidae
Exons: 3
Coding region: 12-470 (152 amino acids)
Source: RefSeq, a predicted model, not a curated record
GGUACUCACACAUGGAAGCACACGAGUACCAACUGAGGAUAGCGACCCACCAAGAGAUACCAUGGCGUCAGCGACGUUCACCUACAUCCCGGGCAGAGCUGGCUGUGGGCGGUGGCAAGAAGGGCCUGCAGGAGAGCUCUCUCGAGCUGCUCGCCAGCAUUCCCGAGGAGUCUUCGCUGUCACACUCGUCCGGUCACCUGCAGCGUUCCAUGCGUCAACCGUUGCUGUGCGCGCUCGUAUCACUCCUGCUUUUGGCCACGGUUCUGGCCAGCUGCGCCGUGCUGGUGUACGUCGAGGUCUACUACCGGUGGUCCUUUCCGCUGCGCGUCGACUGCAACCUCGACCCCGCCGGUGGAGCGGUUGAUUACGGCCAGUGCUUGCGAAGAGGUUGCAAGUACGUGUCAACGGACAGCGUGAUACCGACGUGCUUCUUCCCCGAAGGCUACGGCUACCUCAAGGAGAGCGAAUGAACGCCACGUGAACGGGACCGGAUUCACGGCGCAUCUGAGGAGACCAGACUUACCGCCG